CUCUCAUUGGAAGACUGAGACAAAGCAAGACUAUUAUUUUGCUUCGUUGCGAUGUUCCAACCUUCUAAAUACAGUAGGGCUAUUAUAAUAAUAGCUCGAUCUGGGCUGCUGUAUUUGGCUCGGGUGGGUUUUGCUAGAUUCGAUUUCACGAGGUGCGCAAACACCUAGUGUGAACCGUCCUUGUAAAAUCCACGAGAGCCGAAUACAAAAUCCCAGAUCUAGCCACUGUUGUAAUUACCCUUUUAUUAUAUACCUCCACCUUUUUUGUUUGUUGUUUUGUUAUCGAACGAAUUCUUAAAUGUUUGUCUAUGUUAAGAUAGAAAUUUGUGAAGUUUUUGUGUGCACUAAUUAUAGAAUUGUGUUUGAUCAUGUACAUUAAAUGAAAAUAGUCCGGCAACAUACAACACAAAAGAUACAAUACGAAUUGUCUUUCUGCCUGCUCAUAUUUACUUAUGAAAUACAAGCUGUAUUUUUGACAGAAUUUAUAUUUGUAUUUAAUUAUAUUAGUGUGUUGAUGCUUCGGAAUAUUACAUGCAAGAAUAAAUCCAUUUAAGUGUCUGUCUAAUUUUGAAAAUAAUGUAAUAUCUGCUAAUUCUAUUGAAUAACCCUUGCAUGGUUGUGUAAUGCGAAAGAUAUUAUUUAUUCAAAAGCUUGAAGUCAUGUGAUAGAAUUACGUUAAACAUCAUAUGAUCGCGUGUCUUUGAAGAUAACGGGGAAAAACGAAAAUUUCUUUAAGAGUGGUUUCUAGUUAUUAUACUGUCAGUUUAUGAACGUUUAGGAACUUUUGCUUUGAAAGCUGACAUGGAUUAAAAAUGAGGUUUCUCUUGUUUGGAUGUGUCUUGACUUGUGUGGAAGUCUGGACCUUUAUAUCCUCUGCUGGUAUAAGCUUCACGAAAUACCACUAUGAUCUCAAUUUAGCUGGAUAUCGGUGUGUUCCUCACAAAACUGUCUUUGAAACUGACAACGUAUCUGAUCCUGUACAAUGUGUAAAGCAAUGUCACCUCACUAAAAAAUGUCGUAGCGUGUUCUACCAACCGGAUUCUAACAAGUGCAUCGGGUGUCGUAAUAAUCCUGACAUCCAGACAGCAAAUCUGAAAACGUGCAAUGGUUCACAAUACAUUCGAUCUAAACCAGUUUACACUGAAGAAACAGACUGCAAAGCUAUUUUGAAGGACAGGCGCUCUGCACCAAGUGGCAUAUAUAAAAUAAGAUUAUGGAAGUCAAAGAAAAUAAUAUCAGUAUUCUGUGAUAUGGACACAGAUGGUGGAGGCUGGACGACGAUUCAUACCCGGUUUGACGGUUCGACUGACUUCAACAGAAGUUUCUCCGAAUACGAAAAUGGCUUUGGUGCGGUUAAUGGUGAAUAUUGGCUAGGACUGAAAUAUAUUCAAGAACUCGCUGACAAAGGUACAAAUGAGAUUCGACUGGAAGUGACGAGUAAACAGGAUGAAGAUUACUUCGAAAACUAUAAAGACUUCAAGCUGUUAAAUGGCUCCGAUUACGUACUUUCAAUCAAUCCCGACACAGCAGAAUCGUAUCCAGUUUUGACAAACGGCUUCUUGGCGUUUGCCUAUUUGAAGGGUUAUCCAUUUUCAACCUUCGACAGAGAUAUGGAUGCAUGGAAGGACAACUGUGCCCGGUUAGAAAGAGGCGGAUGGUGGUAUCGCGACUGUGGGAGUAUGAACCUUAACGGUGAAUUUUGUGAAUAUUCCUGCGACCACAAAACCUACAGCGUAGAAAUAGGUUAUUAUGUGUACGGAUUUGCUGACUCGAAACAACUGAAGACAUCUCGAAUGUUAAUAAGACGCUAUGCAAAAUGAAACACACUUCGACCGAAACAAAGCCUGAUAAGGAUUGUAUACUUUUCCAGUAAUUGGAAAAUAUAUUUCGAACAUUCAUAGUACUAGAACAUUUUGUCUAAAUUAGCCAUGAAUUAUUGUUACUUUAAGUACAAAGGUGUUGUAAUAUAAAAUUUAAAAGUGACUAGCGACAAUAACAACGUACUACUUACGUAGACCAUUGCAUAAUAUAUCUCAGUAAGUUUUGCCAUUUAAAAGUUGCUGUAAACACUGCAAAAACUUAAAUGGUAUUAUUUUUCACGCAAUUGUGUAAAUCCCUGUUAUGCAUCUUAACGCUUUUAUCCACAUUUCAUAGUGCACUACAAAGCUACGUCUGCGUACCUCAAUUAAGGAACUCAACACCCGAGUGAGGCUCCAACGCACAUCUGUCAAAGGCAAGUGUUUUGAACUCAGCGACCUUAACCUGUCGUACAGAGGCCCACGACCAAAUAAACAUAUAUUCGUAAUGAAAUUAGCAGUAAAGUAUAUCUAUUAUCACAAUAGUACACAGAAAAAUAUGGCAAAAACGUUUACAAGUGUAAUGUAGUGAUGUACAAUGUUUAACUUAUGCAAUUUUCAUGUUGCACAGAGUAAAAGGUAAUGCACAUAUUUGCAUCUGAAGCCUCAUUUUUAUGUAGUAUAAUGUAGCCGACAAAUUGAUGCAUGCAUACAGACUAAACAGAGAUGCAAUAUUUUGCAUCAGUUCAUGUCGAAAUAUCUUAAUGCCUCGUUUAAGUCAUUUGUAUAUGUUCUUUUGUGAUAAGAAAAAAACCCAGAAAUAUUUCAAAUUUGCAAGCUCUGUGUCAUUUGUCAGUUAAAUGGACACUAAACUAAUAAUAUUGAUCUUACAAAAGGUUCAUGUUUAUUUUGUUUUACAUUCUUAUGUCGUCUUUCAUAGCAUACUACUUGAACAAAUUAUGAAUCAUAUAACACAAAAGUAGGUGACUAUUACCUAAGUGUCAUUGUGUAUUAUCUAGAGAUCCUCUUGAAAGUAAGCAUGAAUUUUCGUACAUCAAUUUAAACAAAAAAUGUUAGUUAUUUCACAGAUUCUAUUAGCUAACACAACAGCAGUCUUUAAGUGUUGUAUGGCGGCUGUAAAACGUUUCCUCGUACUUAGACUUAGUGUUGUUAGACUGUGACUCAAUGCAGACUUGGAGCGUCGGUUUAAAUUACAGACUCCGGUACAUACCGGAUUAACUGAAUUUGAACGAAAAUACUUUAAAUGUAUAUAUUUAGUAACCAUGGUGAUAAUAACCCUAACCUUUAGUCAGUAUUUUAUGCAUAUUGUACACUAAAUGCAUGCGGACAUGCAAAACUAUGCUACAAUUGAUAAUCCCUUUCGGGCAUGCACAGAAGACCGCUCCAAGUCUGUUAUGAGUUACAUCGGUGUUGUUAUAUCUAUCAUGGAAUACAUUCAUUAGUACUGUAAUUGCAACCCACUUCAACAAGUGCUAGAGGGUGUGAGAGGUGUUGCCCAUUUCAUAACCUCUCAUGAACACAAUCAAUUAAACCUGGUCUGUUAUCAUGUUGCUUUUAAACUUACAGAAGACAUUGGCAAAGAUUUUAUUUGUAAUUGAUGAUGAUAUGAAUAUGAACCUAAUCUGAACUAUGUUUCUACCACUUCUCAUUUUUAAUUAGACUAUUAUAACUUUGAGCUCAGACGGUCAGCAGAUCUUCCUUGUUACAAACCAAGCCGUUUCGCUCAUGUACUUUUAUACACUAACUCACUGUUUUGUUUUUCUGAUUUAAUAUUUCAGUGUUUGGUAAAAGUUUGUGUAUUCUAUGUUGUAUAUUUUUUUGUAUUAUAUUGAAUUUAAGUAAGACAACUGUGUUAGAGAAUGCAGCUGGCACGAUAACAUGGGAUGAAAGGUGUUUUUAGUGCAACAUGCAACUAAACGUAGGAUUCCAUAUUUAAACAGUUUUUAAAGGUUAAAAUGCAGUUUCUUUGAAAAGUAUGAAAUAUUAUGAAAGAGUGUUAUUCGUUGGCAGCAUGUAUGUCUGUAAAGGUUGAAAUAUCGUAUUUUACAAUCCAGGUGUAAGAAAAGGAUUGGUAAAAUGAUUGCGUUAUACAAUAAAACUUGCAUGUUUCAAAAUAUAUUGCUACGUGCAUCAGUGUCACUGCAUUUUUAUGAGAGCGGUAAUUGACCGCAAUGUCAUAUCAAAAUUUAUUGCAUUAAUUCAGAAAUAUGAGUGUCUUGUAUUACUUUUGUAAAAAACAAUACAUUUAUUUAAUGUAAUUGAUAUUUUUUUAAUGUGGAAUCAUCGCUCUUACAAUUAUACUAGUAGCAGUGUUGAAAUACUGCGGAGGUAUAUUAGUAAGGUUACAAAUUAUAUAAAUAGUAUCGACACAUGCUUUCAGAUGUUUUAAAACUGGAAUUUGAGAAAAAAAGACGUUUCAAGCCAGUAAAUAUAUAAGUAAUUAUUGAAUUUUUGUCACAGAUUUGAUGGUACAAAAGGACAUACUGUUCUGAUAAAAUGAAUUAUAUUCACUGUAUAUCUAUAUUUGUGUAUAUGCUUUGAUUUGAUGUAUGAGAAGAAGUUUAAUUUUUUUCUGUAUGCUUUAUCUAAUUACAUAUGUUUAUGUAAUUCUGUGCUGUUUUUCCAAUCAAGAAAAUGAGAACAUUGGGAAAAAAGAAUAUCAUUAUUUAUAUUACCGCCAGGUUUAAACUUAGAAAGAAACGAAAUUUAGUCCCAAAACAAAUAACGUGAUGCAAACAAAACUAAAUGAUCACAGUAUAAAAGCAUUUGUGAUUUUCUGUGAUGUAUGAUCAAAUAUAACAAUGUAUGUGUUUAUUUUAUUUGAGUGAACUGUUCUUCUAUGUUGUAAUAAACUAUUUGAAAGAA
Molecule: messenger RNA, 4682 nt
Organism: Mercenaria mercenaria
Lineage: Eukaryota; Metazoa; Mollusca; Bivalvia; Venerida; Veneridae
Product: ficolin-2-like
Exons: 5
Coding region: 813-1820 (335 amino acids)
Source: RefSeq, a predicted model, not a curated record